AUCCAUUUGCAAGUCACAAGACCAAGGACAGCUUAUGAUUGGUUCCGUUGUUUGUAAUGGAGGUGUUUGGGAAAUACUUAGCCAUGAUAAAAUUAUAGGAACUGGUGUGGAUUCAAAGAAAGUGAAGUGUGAUGGAGACGAUAUAUAGCGACGGAACACUAACUUUUGUUGGUCAGGAUUGUGAAUGUAUACCUCCAUGGUUAUCAAGGAAGUAUGGGAAUGUCACAAAAAGGCUUGACUUGAGUUAUAAUCGCCUCAGAUCUCUGAAAGGUUUGGUUGGCUUUAAUGUACUGGAGGAGUUGCUUUUGGAUAACAAUCAGUUGAAAGAUGAUAUUGAGCUGCCUGAAUUACCCUCUCUGACUACUUUAACUCUGAACAAAAAUAAGAUUAAUGAUAUUGAAAAAAUUCUAGACAAAACAGUAUCAAAACUCCCAAAAUUAUCCUAUUUAAGUCUUCUUGGCAACCCAGCUUGUCCAAACCAGCUUAUAAGCAUGGACAAAGAUGAUGCAGACUAUCAAAGAUACAGGUACUAUGUCAUACACAGGAUUCCGAGUUUGAAAUUCCUCGAUUCCACACCAGUAAAAGAAACUGAGCAUAAAGAGGCAUUAAGAGUUGGUGCUUUAAUGAAAGUGGUAUCGUCUGAAAAGGGAAAAUUUGAGGCAGGUUCAGAGAGUGACUCAGAAGAUGAAGCCUUCUCACCACUUCCAACAGAAGAAGCUGAAUUAGGUGACCACAAAGGAACAUUUGGAAAAUGUAGAUAUGUUUACUAUGGAAAACAUUCUGAGGGGAACAGGUUCAUUCUCAAUAAUGACCUUUGAUGACAAUUGUGUAUUUAGUUUUUUGGUAACACUAAGCAUUCUGAGUUUUGCUUAAGAAAUACCACUAUGUUUGCUGUGUAGGCAAAACACAUUUUGUCUUUGGAAAAGAAAAGUAAUAAGUUCAAUAUUCAGUUAAAAACAAUACUUACCUAUUCUACAAUUGUGGUCACCAAAUCACUUAGGAAAUAUUGCCUACUCGUUUGCAGUGUCUUUUGAAGAAAAAUUGUUCUUUUGAGUUGGCUGGUAAAAUUAUUCUAAAGCGCAUUUAGAUGUGUUUUCUCCAUUUCAUGUGGAUCAGUUCUCUAUCAAAGGUGAAAUUUGUGUGCAUUCUGAAUUAUUGUUUUUCUUUAAUCAGGGAGGCCGGAACAUAUUUAUGGGUGGAGGGGGCAGCAGAGCUUGAGAUAUAUUGGCAAUUUUUUAUGAUUGCAUUUCCACUAUUAUCUUUGAUGCAACAACAUUAAUAUCAUAAUUCAGCAAAAAUGUGGGGGGCCACAGCCCCUCCUCCCUUUGCACAGGUGUGCCUCUUAAUGUAGAAGCAAGAUCAUGUGAUCUCUACCUGUAUGAAAAUGGCAGUUUGUUAAUUACUUGAGACACUGCAGUGUCAUAGUUACUAAAUGGCACAUAAAUGUUUACUUUAAAAUUGGCCUCAAGUCCUCCUUUUUGCCUUUUUGCCUAGGGCAUCCAAGUAUUUAGUUACUUGUAUGUCAGCUACUAGGAUUCAAGCCUUUUAUGGCAAAUCUUGCAUAUCUCAGUAAAUUGUUGAUAAUUGGGAACAACUUAAAAAUAUUACCCUGCAUUGUUCUUCCUACUUGCUGGUCAUUUCAUAUUUUCUUGUAUCAUAAUUAAAAAGCAUUAAAUCAAUUUGAUAUUAUUUUUCACAGUUCAGCUACUUUUCACUAGUAUAUUGUGUAUCAGUCUCAAAAGUUGUAAGUGUCUGUAAGAUAUUACACCCAUUGUUAUACUAUCGAAUCUAUCAGGUGCAAUUUCUAAAUUAUUAGACAAUUAACUAUUUAAUCGCUUUAGUAUGUUUUUCUUUUCACUUUUGAAACAUCUGUAUAAAUUGCUUUUGAGUAAUUUGUGAGCAAAUUCGUUUUGGUUAACCAUUUUGGCAAUUAUAUACCA
Rhopilema esculentum is the source of this 1940-nucleotide messenger RNA. NCBI's taxonomy places the organism in Eukaryota, Metazoa, Cnidaria, Scyphozoa, Rhizostomeae, Rhizostomatidae. The record is from RefSeq and is a predicted model, not a curated record.